Molecule: messenger RNA, 3100 nt
Organism: Frankliniella occidentalis (western flower thrips)
Lineage: Eukaryota; Metazoa; Arthropoda; Insecta; Thysanoptera; Thripidae
Product: cell growth regulator with RING finger domain protein 1
Exons: 6
Coding region: 240-1418 (392 amino acids)
Biological process (GO): negative regulation of cell growth
Source: RefSeq, a predicted model, not a curated record
CGUCGUUCUCCAGUAUCAAAGAUGGCGUCCAUCCCCACUAAACCUUCUGCUUUAUUUUGUCGCGAACACUUUCACAUUCGCCAGUCUGCUCCGCAAUGGCUUUGAAAACGCUAUGGUUGUGUAACGUCAGGUCCGCCGUCUAGCGUCAAGUGACAUUCCGUCAUUUUUACUUACCGUGACGAUCGUUUGAUGUGUUUUACACCUUUUCGACGCAUUGUUGUUCAAAACAAGAAAGGACAAUGAUGGUGGCGAUGACAGCAAUGCUGGUGUCGGUGGCCGAACUGUCCAACAUUUUCUCUGUGUUUGUGGUGCUGAUAUGUCUGUGCGGGAUGGUGUUGUUCAUUAUGAGGAAUAUGAUGGUGUUCCGUGUUCACGGGGAAGACAUGAUGUUUGGGAGCUCGGUUCACCCUGUUCCACCGAGAAUACCACAAGUGAAGAUGAUGAAGGUGCACAUCCCGUUCACAUUCAAGCUGGUGGAGUCUUCAAAGUCAUCGUAUUCUGACGUGCAGUGCUCCGUGUCGAGCCAGGUGCCGUACACCCUGCUCGCCCUGUGGGGCGUGUCCAUCAGGGAGCUGCACCUGUUCCUGUGGCGGCCGUGGAGCGCGGUGCGCGAGGCGGCGCGCCGCGGCCAGCUGCUGCACGGCCACUACCAGCAGGCCGGCACCGUCCUACACUCCUCGGCUGGCCACGACGAGCAGUGCGUCUCGCUGAGCCUGCCGCGGCCAGUGAGCCCCGCGACCACGCUGGACCUCGGCACGCCGCCGCGCCUCUGCUACCCUCUCGUCGUGUUCCUGGUGCGCAACGACGACGUGGAGGGGCUCGAGGGACGCGGCCACCACCGCGAGCUGCACCCGGACGAGUCGGUGGCCCUGGUCAAUGUGGUGCACAUCAAGGACUCGGUGUGCACGCUGCCCACCAGCAUCCUGGCGCAGUACCUUAAGCAGGCCAACGGGCAGCUGUCGUGCCUCAAGCAAUUGUACCUGGCGACGGGCAACACGAUGACGUCCUACGACGACGAGACCAGCCCGCUGGACACGGCCUUCUGCCCCAACGGCCUGGCUGGUGGGCUGCAGCGCGCCCACGGCCUCAGCCUCGGCCAGCCCGGCGACGGCGACGGCUGCGGGGUGCGGGCGGCGCUCCUGUGCGAGGAGCAGCUGUGCGUCGUCUGCCAGUUCUACCCGCUGUCCAGGGCCCUCCUCCCCUGCAGGCACACCUGCGUGUGCGCCGGCUGCUUCAACAGGUUGGACAGGUGUCCGAUGUGUCGCAGCCCGAUCAAGAGUUACUUCUGCAUAAGAGGGGAAGAGUACAUGCCGCUGGAGACGGGCAACUCGACAAAGGCCGCGCCUCCCACCCCGCUGGCGCAGUGGCUGCAAGACUGGAAUGACCGCCUGACGGACUUCCUCGGCUUCCACCGGUAGUGCCGUGCCAGUAUUUGCUGUACAAAUGUGCUAUUCUUUCGUCGCAUUCUGGGCGUAUUAAUGGGUUUUAUUUUGUUUUUUAAAUUGUAUUUGGCGUUGGGAAUUUCUAAUGAAUGCAUUUCACUUCCCAGUCUUGUGUGCAUCCCAAUGCCAACUAGUUUUUAAAAUCUGUAAAGAAAAAUUUGGAUCGAACCCCAAUGCGACUGGAGCAAUGGUAAAGACUGAUGAAGCUCUUGUUCAGAGCUACUAUUGAGCUGUACUUUUAUAAAAGUUGUUUCAAGAAACUGCUUCACGUGUAGCAAGUACUGGUGCCUGGAUGAUUUUUUUGUUUUAUGUUGAUUACUUUGGGAGGCAACUUUAAAUUUGACUUACUCUAGAAUCUACAAAGUAUGGAGUUACUAGUCGAUUGAUAACCCAGUGUGCAUUUUGGAGGUCUAAAAUCUCAAACAACCUCCAGUGUCCUUUGUUAAAUGGGGAACAGCUGUAAAUUUGAAUUACUGUCUUACCUUCAAAACCGAAGUCACUAGCCAUGGUUGGUGCAAAAAUAUCAAACAGACUUUAGUUACUGACUAAUUUGAAAACAUACUCCUCUCAACAUCCUUUAAAGAGAAGGCAUAGCAUUGAAUGUGAUGCCUUUUUGUGGCAUUUUGCCUAGAGAAUUUGAUAAAAGACAGUAAUUAAUUCAUUAGAGCCUCUCAGAAAUUUCUUGACUUAAGUUUUUUUUUUUUAUAUAGUUUUAAUCUUUGACUAUGGUGGAUUUACGUUCCUUUGCUGACAUAGUGUCCUGAUUUUGUGAUUUUUUUUUUUAUCUAGAUAGAGGCUUUGCAGUUAGCCCAAUAAUCCAUAAAUUAGAAUACCUUAUUCAACCCUAAUGUAGGUUUCUCUCACAAGAUGAUGUAAUAAGAAAAAAUCUAUUCCAAGCCAUAUGGUUGAAUAAAGGAUGUGCAUCAUAUUCACUGUAUCUGUGGGCUACUAGUAUCUAUUUUCUUUUUGUGACACACUAUUUUAAAAUUCCUCAGUUUCAACACGUACAUUGUUUUGUUGAACAUGUAAAUCUUCUUAUAAUAUGCAUUUCAUUUUACUUCAAAUGGGCACUGUAUAUAUUGAUUGCCCACCCAGUGUUGUCCUGUUAGUUUUAUCAAUCUUACUUUUCACCAGUGAUAAAUAUAGUCUUAGAACAUUUAAAAAUUAUUGAUUCAUAAUUCUCUCUGAUUUGUUUAAAUCCCACUCAUGAAAUCUGCAUUGUGUGUGACAGAUAAAGUGACCUCUUUGUAAAUGUUAACCUUGAAGCUUCACAUUCUUUUGAAAAGACUUCAGAGAUUAUUAUUGCAUUGCACCAUUAACUGUUAAUAAGUUAUGUUUCAUUUUGUAAGUAGCACAGCCUAUAAAUUACAUCAUAAGGACUUUCUUCAUGUUCUAAAAGGUAACAUAUUAUUUUUAAAUAGUCUGUGAUAAUGUUAGAAACUUGUACAGAAGGUUCAUAUUUAUUGUUUGUUGUUUUCAUGUUAGAAAUCUUUGGGAAAAGCAUGGGGAGCUGUUAUUAAUGUUUUAAAGAAAGCUCUCCCUCUUUGCCAGUUUGUAAAGAAAUUCAGUUUGAAUCCUCGCACUGAAAUUUGUUUGUGGUCUAUGAAUGUUUGUGACAGAUAAGUUAUAGACAAAUAUAUUAUAUGUCUCUUUAAUAA